This is a messenger RNA of Megalobrama amblycephala (Wuchang bream), 5504 nucleotides long. RefSeq lists its product as uncharacterized. NCBI's taxonomy places the organism in Eukaryota, Metazoa, Chordata, Actinopteri, Cypriniformes, Xenocyprididae. The record is from RefSeq and is a predicted model, not a curated record. The transcript is spliced from 16 exons. Bases 496 to 4017 code for a protein of 1173 amino acids.
AAGCAUAUUGUUUGUUUGCAUGUGUUACAUUAUGAAUCCAGACACGUUUCUUUCCCUAAAAACAUUUUCACAAAACUCUUCUGUUGUAUAUCUUGGUUUGGCUUAUAAUUUGCUGUUCAUUUCUUCUUCAGGUUUUCUUGGUGUUGAUGCUGAUGGAACAACAGUGUCUGUGAUGGAGGGAGAUUCAGUCACUCUGAACCUUAAUGUUCAAGUAGACCAACAGCACAGAUUUGCGUAUAUGUUUAAUGAUUUUUUCAUCACUGAAUUCUGUGAAGAUCAGCGUAAGAUCUUUGCAGGUGUGGAUUGUAAUGAAGGUACAGAGAGAUUCAGAGACAGACUAAAGGUGGACAGUCAGACUGGAUCUCUGACCAUCACAAACACCAGAACCACAGACUCUGGGCUUAUGUACUACAGAUCCUCCCUAAAAACCUUGUCAUCAGUCAAGAGCCUUUCUCUGUUGCUGUUCAUGGUGUUUCUGCUGCUGAAAGAGAUAAAAUGAAGAGGAAGGCAGUGAAGGAAGGAGAAUCUGUCACUUUAGACACUCGUUUAAUAAAAAAAGCAAAUGAUUUCAUUUUAUGGUAUUUUAAUGACGCUCUCAUCGCUGAAAUCACUGAAGAUCAGAGUAAGAUCUGUACAGAUGUUCAGUGUGAUGAAAGAUUCAGAGACAGACUGAAGCUGGAUCAUCCGACGGGAUCUCUGACCAUCACAAACAUCACAAACACGCACUCUGGAGAAUAUAAACUACUGAUCAACAGCCAAAGAAUCUGCAGAAAACAGUCUAACAACAGCUUCACCAUCACCACCAUUAGGAGAUUCAGUGUUACUAUACAUGGUUUUUUACGCUCUCCAAAUACAAUGUUUGUGCCAGCGGGAAGUUCAGUGACUCUGCACACUGAUUUAAAGUUGAACCGACCGGUUCAGAUUAUAAGAAAAGAUUCAAAUUUUAUAUGGUAUUUUAAUGACAUUCGCAUCGCACAAAUCAAUGGAGAUCUCCGUUAUAUCUGUACAGAUGUUCAGUGUAAUGCAGGCACUGAGAGAUUCAGAGACAGACUGAAGCUGGAUCAUCAGACAGGAUCUCUGAACAUCACAGGUUUCAGACUAGCAGACUCUGGACUUUAUAAACUCAUCAGCAACAGCAGAAUCACUGAACAGAUUGUCAUUGUUUAUGCACAUGGUUUCUACAUUUUUCCAUAUACAGUGUUUGUGAAGGAGGGAGAUUCAGUCACUCUGCACGCUGAUGCUGAAUUGAACCUACAAGAAAAGAUUAUAAGAGAUGAUUCAGAUUUUAAAUGGCAUUUUUAUGACACUCGCAUCGCUGAAAUCAGGAGGUAUCCCAAAUAUAUCUGUACAGAUGUUCAGUGUGCAGAUGGAAAUUGGAGAUUCAGUAACAGACUGAAGCUGGAUCAUCAGACUGGAUCUCUGACCAUCACAUAUAUCAGACCAACAGACUCUGGAUUUUAUAAAGUACAGUUCAAAGGCAGCGGAAAUACAGACAUUCAAAAGGGAUUCAAUGUUGCUGUUCAUGGUUUUCUUGGUGUUGAUGCUGAAGGAACGACAGUGUCUGUGAUGGAGGGAGAUUCAGUCACUCUGAACCUUAAUGUUCAAGUAGUCCAACAGCACAGAUUUGCGUAUAUGUUUAAUGAUAUUUUCAUCACUGAAUUCUGUGAAGAUCAGCGUAAGAUCUUUGCAGGUGUGGAUUGUAAUGAAGGUACAGAGAGAUUCAGAGACAGACUAAAGGUGGACAGUCAGACUGGAUCUCUGACCAUCACAAACACCAGAACCACAGACUCUGGGCUUUAUGUACUACAGAUCCUCCUUACAAACCUUGUCAUCAGUCAAGAGCCCUUCUCUGUUGCUGUUCAUGGUGUUUCUGCUGCUGAAAGAGAUAAAAUGAAGAGGAAGGCAGUGAAGGAAGGAGAAUCUGUCACUUUAGACACUCGUUUAAUAAAAAAAGCAAAUGAUUUCAUUUUAUGGUAUUUUAAUGACGCUCUCAUCGCUGAAAUCACUGAAGAUCAGAGUAAGAUCUGUACAGAUGUUCAGUGUGAUGAAAGAUUCAGAGACAGACUGAAGCUGGAUCAUCCGACGGGAUCUCUGACCAUCACAAACAUCACAAACACACACUCUGGAGAAUAUAAACUACUGAUCAACAGCCAAAGAAUCUGCAGAAAACAGUCUAACAACAGCUUCACCAUCACCACCAUUAGGAGAUUCAGUGCUACUAUACAUGAUGUCUGCAAUAUAAGCUGUAAGGAAGUGACUGGAGAUGUGGGGAAAGAAGUAACUCUCACCUGCAGCGUCUCUCAGAAGCGCCCUGAAUGCUGCAUUAUAAUGUAUAAGUUUCAAUACCCUGAAAAAUAUAAUAACUCAGCAAUCUGUAAACAAGAGUUUCCUCUGGACUCCUGUGAACAGAGAAACAGCUUCACAUGCAGAUACACUCCAACUACAGAAAUGACUGGACAAUUCAGAUUCUUUGUGCAAACAAAGUUUGGAGCAAGAAAAACACAAUUCACUGUGAAUAUAACAGAGCCCAUUAAACCUGAAAUUGUUGCUGAAGAAACUGCUACUAAAGAAUCUGUUACUGUUACUGAAGAAACUGUUACUAAAGAAUCUGUUACUGUUACUGAAGAAACUGUUACUAAAGAAACUGCCACUAAAGAAACUGUUGCUGAAGAAACUGCUACUAAAGAAUCUGUUACUGUUACUGAAGAAACUGUUACUAAAGAAACUGUUGCUGAACAAACUGCUACUAAAGAAACUGCUACUAAAGAAGCUGUUGCUGAAGAAACUGUUACUGAAGCUCUUCCCAAGGAAGGUGUUGGUUUAGAUGGAAAGUCACCCUUUGUAACGGAGGGAGAUUCAGUCAUUAUUCACACUGGUGUUGAAACAAACCAACAGGAAGUUAUUACAUGGAUUUUCAGUGAUACUCGUAUAGCUGAAAUCACUGGAGAUCUCAGUAGGAUCUGUACAGAUGUUCAGUGUAAUGAAGGCACUGAGAGAUUCAGAGGCAGACUGAAGCUGGAUCAUCAGACUGGAUCUCUGAACAUCACAAACAUCACAGACACAGACUCUGGACUUUAUCAACUAGAGAUCACCAGCAAAGAAGGAAUAAUCAGUAAAAAGUACUUCAGUUUUUCUUCAUAUGGAUUUCUUGGCAUUGGUUCAGAUGGAAAGUCAGCCUUUGUAAUGGAGGGAGAUUCAGUCAUUAUUCACACUGGUGUUAAAACAAACCAACAGGAAGUUAUUAAAUGGAUUUUCAGUGAAACUAUUAUUGCUGUAAUCACUGGAGAUCUCAGUAAGAUCUGUACAGAUGUUGAGUGUAAUGAAGGUACUGAGAGAUUCAGAGGCAGACUGAAGCUGGAUCAUCAGACUGGAUCUCUGAACAUCACAAACAUCACAGACACGGACUCUGGACUUUAUCAACUAGAGAUCAUCAACAGCAACAGAAACAAUGUUCCUGCUGCUGAACAAGAUAAAAUAAAGAGAAAGUCCAUGAAGGAGGGAGAAUCCAUAACUUUAAACUCUAAUGUAACAAAUCCAAAUAAUUCGAUGGUGUGGUAUUUUAAUGACACUCUCAUCACUGAAAUCACUGGAGAGCCGAGUAAGAUCUGUACAGAUGUUAGGUGUGAUGAGAGAUUCAGAGACAGACUGAAGCUGGAUCAUCAGACGGGAUCUCUGACCAUCACAAACACCAGAACCACAGAAUCUGGAGAAUAUAAACUGAAGAUCAGCAGCCGCAGAAUGAGCAUUAUCAGGAGCUUCAGUGUUUCUGUCACUACUGUUGUUCCUACAGGAAUAUACACUGCUGUUGUUCCUGUUCUGCUGCUCAAUGUUGCAGUUGCUGUUUUGAUUUACUCUUGCUGGCACCAGAUAAGAAGGAAGUACAACAGGUGGCAGGGCAAUGAUCAGGUGAAUGUUGUUGAAGACUCGUCCCCUGAUCAGAAAGACACUCUGUUGAUGACUUCUGCCAAUCAGAUGUCCCAGACUGAGACUGAGGCUGUCAGUGAGACACCACAGUAACAUUAUUCAUUAUUUUGAUCAUUUUGUUGAUGGGUCAGUAAAGAGAAGAUAGGAUUUAUAAUUUAAAUCAGCAUUAAAGAAAUAAAGAAACAUUGUGAGCAACAGAACAAAGAGAGCUUAAAGUGUUCAGACAGAAACAGUGAGUAAUUAUCCAGUUUUCUGUUCAGUAUUUUUGUUUCUAUCAUUCAUAAUAGCAGCCAUGUCCAGCAAAAUGUUUUGUCCAUUUCUGUUUUCAUAUUUAUAUUCUUUAAUAAUGGACUCUGACCAUGAAUACUGUCUGUACCACCAAUACUGGUAAUGUUACAUCAUCUACGAUUAGCAUCUUGAGCAACACUAGAGAUUUCCUACCACCCAGUGCACUAAAAAAACACUAUUUCAAUACACUUCUAUAGUGUACUUAAAGUGCUCUAUUUUCAUGCACUAAUUUUGAAUUAUUUUGAAUUCACACCAUGAAUAUGAACUAAAAUGUGCUUUUAACAUACUAUCUCUGUAUUUAAAAAUGUAUUUAGUUAAAAGCACAUUUUAGUUCAAAUUCAUGGUGUCUCAAAAUAGCACAGUUGAGUACACUUAGAUGUUCUUAAGAUUAUCUGAAAGAAGAAUUUUUAGCAUAUUAAGUACAAAAUUAAUGCACAAAAAUAGCACUUGAAGUACAUUAUUGAAGUGUACUUCUUUCACCUGGGACUCUAAACUAGUACUUUCAGCAAGAAUUAUUUUAUUUAUGUUUAAGUUGAUAAAGCACUUUGUAUUUGUUUUUUGGGGUGUCAUAGCUUUGUGCUUAAAGGUUUGAAUCACGCAAGUGUUGAUCCAUGAAAACUCACUAUUGUGUCUUUGGUUAAACUUUUAAUCUCAGGAACUGAUCUUGUAAUAACUGCACUGAAAGGACACUGUGGAGAAAAACAGUGACAAAAGAUAUACCAGAUAUAUGUUGUUGUAAUAUAUUGUUAUAUAUUAUGGUGCAUAAUUGUUACUGGCUGCUGCAUAACCAUCUGAAUGUUGUUUUAAUCACAUUUUACAGAUAUGUAUAAACAAACAUGCAUUUUGUAUUAUAAACUACAGACAUUUUAUUUUCCUUCAUUGUGGAAAUGUGAUAAUUGAUUGUUUGUUUUAACAAAUGUGUUGUAAAUUGUAACAAUGUGCCUAUUAAGAAACAUUUGAGAUGCUGAUCAGUUUUUUACUGCCAAGUUUGUGCAUUUCAUGUGAGGAUGAAGAUGUGGACCUGUGGAGCAUUAAAGAAUAUCAUCACUGUGUGAUGGAAGUAAUUGCCUUCACUUGAAUACACAGUCAAUCCUCAGUUUCUCCUGAGGAGCUGCAGAGAGGAGUUUACUGGAACAGGGAAAGUGUUUGACUUCUCUGUUCAAAGUGCUUAUCAUCUGCAGAUCUCUCUGAACUGUGGGGUUCCUGGUGCCUGUUUUCGUAAAUGUCUUCAGAAAAGUCAUUUCAGUGUGUCAGCUUGAGUAAUAAAAGCCUGAACCGUAAACUCAGUAGAA